Messenger RNA from Arachis ipaensis, 2420 nucleotides. Lineage: Eukaryota; Viridiplantae; Streptophyta; Magnoliopsida; Fabales; Fabaceae. The record is from RefSeq and is a predicted model, not a curated record.
GCCUUCGAGACUGCUGCAUAUAUCUUUCAAAGCUUCCCAACAGUUCGAGCUUUCACUUAUAUUUAUUUAUUUAUUUAUUUAUUCUUUUUUCUUUUUCUUUAGGGAUAUAGACCAACAACCUGGCCCAGUCUCAACUACCACAAAAGCUUCACCCGACCCGGCUUCAGGCUGCGUUCAAACAGUACUUCCCUCCCACUGACAAAAAAACGGCACUUCCCUCCCCCCGCAGCACCUGAGCAUGAUUUCCGUUGGUGAACGAUAAUUAGCCUCCCUACAAAUACAUACUUAAAGCACCACUCCCUACCGCAACGAACUGUCCGACUCUGCCUCUCUCCAUGGAUCAGUCUCAGCGCCUCCAACGCCAACGACAACGCAGGACUCGCCUCCCUCCCUUCCUCAUCCUAUGGUACCCUGAUGCACACCUCUACUAUGAAGAUUCUUGCUUCCUCGGUACAACGCUCCAUCCCUGGUUUCCUUGACUACCCAACCACAUCCGAUUAGGUAGUAUUGAAACCUGGGGUCUCUAGCAAGAAACUCAACAACCAGUUCCCUCAAACACUAAGAUGGUUGCUUUUGCCGAUCUUCUCGGAUGAUAUUCUUUAAUUGUUGCGGAGGAUCACAAGUCCACGAUCGAUUAAGUCCAUCUCCAUCUGCCAAUUUAGCCACUAUUUUGUGCCAUAAUUAAUGCCUCCCUGAAAGCAUAGGCCUCGGCUGACAAACUGGAAUUGGUUAUGAUUUUUGUUGCUGAACCAGUUAUCACUGACCCCUUCCAAUUCCUUACAACAGCUGUGGUUACUGCUCUUCCCGUUUGGCUGCAAAAAGAUGCAUCAAUGUUAAUUUUCAACCAAUCCUUGGGAGGCGCUAUCCAGAUUCCAUGUUAAAGGCAGUGGGGUCAAUGAAACUAAGAAUUGAGUGAGCAGCGUACAUGGCGUGUGACUUAGGGUUGAGGCUCGUGAUUGAUCACAUGAUGAAAAAGGAAAAUAGAAGAAUAUUAUUUUCACCUCAAUGAAUUAUAGUAAUUUUGUCUUUAUAUUCUAUCUAUGUAGCUAUACCCAAGAUAAUAGUAGCGGUAGUUGACGUGUGCAUUCAUCCGUGAACGUGAUCUUAUUUAAUUCCUACCGCGCCAUCCAGCGCCCUUUACAUACAUAGUUACACACUCACUCUCUUUCUUUCUCUCUCUCUCUCUGGCAGUUACAGAUGGUGUUCCAUCUUCUGUAUCUGCUGGAUUGCAUGUGAUACAGAAGAAGAUCAGAUGGGGAAGAAGAGGGGAAGCUGGUUCUCUUCGGUCAAGAAAGUUUUCAAGUCAUUCCCUAAGGACUCCAACUCACCCCUUCCACACAACAAGAAGGAGAAUAAUGAAGACAAGUGGCAGCAGGAAGCAGCAGAAGUUGUGUCUUUUGAGCAUUUUCCUGCAGAGAGUUCUCCUGAUGGAACUAAUGAGGGUAGCACCACAUCCACUCCAGUGGCUGAGGACAGAAAUCAUGCCAUUGCCUUUGCCGCUGCCACUGCCGUAGCUGCUGAAGCUGCUGUGGCAGCUGCUCAGGCAGCCGCUAGAGUUGUGAGAAUGGCGGGUUAUGGACGCCACUCCAAGGAGGAAAGGGCUGCAGUACUCAUUCAAUCGUACUACAGAGGAUACCUUGCUCGACGUGCACUGCGUGCAUUGAAGGGAUUGGUGAGGCUGCAGGCACUUGUGAGGGGACACAAUGUGCGGAAGCAAGCGCAGAUGACAAUGCGGUGCAUGCAAGCAUUGGUUCGAGUUCAGGCAAGAGUAAGGGCUCGUAGAAUUCAGUUAAGUCAUGAGAAAAAGAAGCAAGAGGAGAGACAACAUGAGGCUAGAAUGAAGAGGGAGAGAGCUCUUGCUUACGCCUUCAACUACCAGAAGAGCGAGACUGCACAAUUGGAUUGGAACUGGUUGGAGCGUUGGAUGUCAUCACAACACUCACAACAACACACCGAUGACAUGUCCCAAGAGAAAACGGUUCAGAUGGACAUGCUUGGGCCUCGUGAUCCAAUUCACGCAAAUAUGGGCCUGAUGGCCCAAGAAUACCUUGAUUCAAGCCCUAUCUCAAAAUUGCAACACCAGAGACAGCACAGUGGAGGUGCAACUGUGCCUAGCUACAUGGCCCCAACCCAGUCUGCAAAGGCCAAGGUUAGGGGUCAGGGCCAACUUAAGCAACGGCCUUCACCUGGGCCCAACUGGAACACUUCUGCAAGGAGAACCCCUGCUGUUGGGUUGGGCUUUGACUCAUCUAGCUCUGGUGGGCCCACUGCAACCUAUCAGUUUCCAAGGUGCCCAAGCCCAAAGAUAAAUGGGGUGCGGCUCCAGUCUAGACGAAUUUCUGGCGGGAGCCCAGAUCAUGUUAGUGGGGAAGAUUUUGGUCUUCUCCUUGGAGCCCAUGGUUGGGCAUGACUUGCCUUUU